Budorcas taxicolor (takin) is the source of this 3309-nucleotide messenger RNA. It is a transcript of the gene PIK3CG, whose product is annotated as phosphatidylinositol-4,5-bisphosphate 3-kinase catalytic subunit gamma. Gene Ontology annotation, biological process: phosphatidylinositol-mediated signaling; phosphatidylinositol 3-kinase/protein kinase B signal transduction; cell migration. Gene Ontology annotation, cellular component: phosphatidylinositol 3-kinase complex, class IB; phosphatidylinositol 3-kinase complex, class IA; plasma membrane. Bases 1 to 3309 code for a protein of 1102 amino acids. Lineage: Eukaryota; Metazoa; Chordata; Mammalia; Artiodactyla; Bovidae. The transcript is spliced from 10 exons. The record is from RefSeq and is a predicted model, not a curated record. Gene Ontology annotation, molecular function: 1-phosphatidylinositol-4-phosphate 3-kinase activity; 1-phosphatidylinositol-3-kinase activity.
AUGGAGCUGGAGAACCAUGAACAGCCUGUGGUGCUGAGAGAGGACAACUGCCGCAGGCGCCGGAGGAUGAAGCCCCGCAGCACAGCGGCUAGCCUGUCCUCCAUGGAGCUCAUCCCCAUUGAGUUUGUGCUGCCCACCAGCCAACGCAACACCAAGACCCCCGAAACGGCGCUGCUGCAUGUGGCCGGCCAUGGCAACGUGGAGCAGAUGAAGGCCCAAGUGUGGCUGCGCGUGCUGGAGACCAGUGUGGCCGCCGACUUCUACCACCGGCUGGGCCCCGACCACUUCCUCCUGCUCUACCAGAAGAAAGGGCAGUGGUAUGAGAUCUAUGACAAGUACCAGGUGGUGCAGACCCUGGACUGCCUGCACUACUGGAAGGUGCUGCACCGGAGCCCCGGGCAGAUCCACCUGGUUCAGCGGCACUCGCCCUCAGAGGAGACGCUGGCCUUCCAGCGCCAGCUCACUGCCCUCAUCGGCUACGAUGUCACAGAUGUCAGCAACGUGCACGACGAUGAGCUGGAGUUCACACGCCGCCGCCUGGUCACCCCGCGUAUGGCCGAGGUGGCUGGCCGCGACCCCAAGCUCUACGCCAUGCACCCCUGGGUGACGUCUAAGCCUCUCCCGGAGUACCUGCUGAAGAAGAUCACCAACAACUGCGUCUUCAUCAUCAUUCACCGCAGUACCACCAGCCAGACCAUCAAGGUCUCGGCUGAUGAUACCCCGGGCACCAUCCUCCAGAGCUUCUUUACCAAAAUGGCCAAGAAGAAGUCCCUGAUGGAUAUUCCCGAGAGUCAGAGCGAACAGGACUUCGUGCUGCGUGUCUGCGGCCGCGAUGAGUACCUGGUAGGCGAGACGCCCAUCAAAAACUUUCAGUGGGUGCGGCAGUGCCUUAAAAAUGGUGAAGAGAUUCACCUGGUGCUUGACACUCCACCAGACCCAGCCCUGGACGAGGUGAGGAAGGAAGAGUGGCCGCUGGUGGAUGACUGCACCGGAGUCACUGGCUACCAUGAGCAGCUAACCAUCCACGGGAAGGACCAUGAGAGCGUGUUCACUGUGUCCCUGUGGGACUGUGACCGCAAGUUCAGGGUCAAGAUCAGGGGCAUCGAUAUCCCCGUCCUGCCCCGGAAUGCAGAUCUCACAGUUUUUGUGGAGGCAAAUAUCCAGUAUGGGCAGCAAGUCCUUUGCCAAAGAAGAACCAGCCCCAAACCCUUCACAGAGGAGGUGCUCUGGAAUGUGUGGCUUGAAUUCAGUAUCAAGAUCAAAGACUUACCCAAAGGGGCUCUGCUCAACCUCCAGAUCUACUGUGGCAAAGCGCCAGCUCUGUCUGGUAAGGCCUCUGCAGAGACUCCCAGUCCCGAGUCCAGAGGCAAAGCUCAGCUUCUCUACUACGUGAACUUGCUGCUCAUUGACCACCGAUUCCUCCUGCGCCACGGCGAGUAUGUGCUCCACAUGUGGCAGUUAUCUGGGAAGGGGGAAGACCAAGGGAGCUUCAAUGCAGACAAGCUCACGUCUGCCACCAACCCCGACAAGGAAAACUCAAUGUCCAUCUCCAUUCUCCUGGACAACUACUGUCACCCCAUAGCCUUGCCUAAGCAUCAGCCCACCCCUGACCCGGAAGGGGACCGCGUACGAGCAGAAAUGCCCAACCAACUUCGGAAGCAACUGGAGGCAAUCAUAGCUACUGAUCCACUUAACCCUCUCACUGCGGAAGACAAAGAAUUGCUUUGGCAUUUCAGAUAUGAAAGCCUUAAGGAUCCCAAAGCAUACCCUAAGCUCUUUAGCUCAGUGAAAUGGGGACAGCAAGAAAUUGUGGCCAAAACAUAUCAAUUGUUAGCCAGAAGGGAGGUCUGGGAUCAAAGUGCUUUGGAUGUUGGAUUAACGAUGCAACUCCUGGACUGCAACUUUUCAGAUGAAAACGUAAGAGCCAUUGCAGUUCAGAAACUGGAGAGCUUGGAAGACGAUGACGUUCUGCAUUACCUGCUCCAACUGGUCCAGGCUGUGAAAUUCGAACCAUACCAUGACAGUGCCCUUGCCAGAUUUCUGCUGAAGCGUGGUUUAAGAAACAAAAGAAUUGGUCACUUCUUGUUUUGGUUCUUGAGAAGUGAGAUUGCCCAGUCGAGACACUAUCAGCAGAGGUUUGCAGUGAUUCUGGAGGCCUACCUGAGGGGCUGUGGCACGGCCAUGCUACGAGACUUCACUCAACAAGUCCAAGUAAUCGACAUGCUACAAAAAGUCACCAUUGAUAUUAAAUCACUCUCUGCCGAAAAGUAUGACGUCAGCUCCCAAGUUAUUUUCCAACUAAAGCAAAAGCUUGAAAUCCUGCAGAAUUUGAAUCUCCCCCAAAGCUUUAGAGUUCCAUAUGACCCUGGACUGAAGGCAGGCGCACUGGUGAUUGAAAAAUGUAAAGUGAUGGCCUCUAAGAAAAAACCCCUGUGGCUUGAGUUUAAAUGUGCUGACCCUACAGCUCUAUCAAAUGAAACAAUUGGAAUUAUCUUUAAACACGGCGAUGAUCUACGCCAAGACAUGCUUAUUUUACAGAUUCUGCGAAUCAUGGAGUCCAUUUGGGAGACUGAAUCUUUGGACCUGUGCCUCCUGCCAUAUGGUUGCAUUUCAACUGGUGACAAGAUAGGAAUGAUUGAGAUUGUAAAAGAUGCUACAACGAUCGCCAAAAUUCAACAAAGCACAGUGGGCAACACGGGAGCCUUUAAAGAUGAAGUGCUGAGUCACUGGCUCAAAGAAAAAUGCCCUAUUGAAGAAAAGUUUCAGGCAGCAGUGGAGAGAUUUGUUUAUUCCUGUGCUGGCUACUGUGUGGCAACCUUUGUUCUUGGGAUAGGCGACAGACACAAUGACAAUAUUAUGAUCUCAGAGACAGGAAAUCUAUUUCAUAUUGACUUUGGGCACAUUCUUGGGAAUUAUAAAAGUUUCCUGGGCAUUAAUAAAGAGAGAGUGCCAUUCGUGCUAACUCCAGACUUCCUGUUUGUGAUGGGGACUUCUGGAAAGAAGACAAGUCUACACUUCCAGAAAUUUCAGGAUGUGUGCGUCAAGGCUUACCUAGCCCUUCGUCAUCACACAAAUCUACUGAUCAUUCUGUUCUCCAUGAUGCUGAUGACAGGAAUGCCCCAGUUAACCAGCAAAGAAGAUAUUGAAUACAUUCGGGAUGCCCUAACAGUAGGGAAGAGCGAGGAGGAUGCUAAAAAGUAUUUUCUGGAUCAGAUUGAAGUUUGCAGGGACAAAGGAUGGACUGUGCAGUUUAACUGGUUCCUACAUCUCGUUCUUGGCAUCAAACAAGGAGAGAAACAUUCAGCCUAA